Papaver somniferum (opium poppy) is the source of this 926-nucleotide messenger RNA. Its product is annotated as steroid 5-alpha-reductase DET2-like. Bases 40 to 837 code for a protein of 265 amino acids. The record is from RefSeq and is a predicted model, not a curated record. The transcript has 2 exons. Lineage: Eukaryota; Viridiplantae; Streptophyta; Magnoliopsida; Ranunculales; Papaveraceae. Gene Ontology annotation, biological process: lipid metabolic process. Gene Ontology annotation, molecular function: oxidoreductase activity, acting on the CH-CH group of donors.
AUUAAGUCCUAUCUGAAUUUGUGCCCCGAUUACAGAAAGAUGGUGUUUGAUAAGAUCCUGUUUCCAUUACCAUCUUCAAUAUUCAUGGCAUCCAUAUGUUCAAUCACCUUAGUUUCCUCGUUUAUUGCUGGAAUCUCUGAAUCAAAAGGGAAUAAUUUGCCCUACUCAAAACUCGGAAAUACAAAUUCUGGUCAGAAAUCCAAAAAAGAGAGCAUUUUUCUUUCUAACAGAAUUGGAAUGCUAAUUGUGUACACGCCUGCUCUCUUAGCAAGUGCAAUUUCUUUCUGGGUUUACCCUAAUCAUGAUUUCAGAUUCUUGUUGGUGACUUCUGCUCUUGCUCUUCAUUUCUUCAAGAGGGAUUUCGAGGUGUUGUUUGUACACAAGUACAGUGGAAUGAUGAUGCUUGACUCUGCGAUCACGAUCUCUCUAGGUUUUUUCAUGUCAACAGUAAGCAUGAUUUACAACCAACACCUAAUGCAAGGUAUCCCAGACCCAAAAAUCGAUCUAAAACCUAUUGAAAUCGUCGUUUAUUUGGGGAGUAUCAUUGGAAAUUUCUACCACCGUUAUCUCCUUUCAAAACUAAGGCAGGAUAAUGAUAAAAAAUACAAAAUUCCAAAGGGUGGUCUCUUUGGAUGCGUAAUUUGCCCACAUUAUAUGUUUGAAAUUCUAGUUUUUGUGGGGAUUUCAUUGAUGUCUCGGACAAUUUACCAAUUUUGUUUCACCCUUGGAACCAUAUGUUACUUGACAGGAAGGAGUAUUGCUACUAGAAAAUGGUACCUUUCUAAAUUUCCAAACUUUCCUAGGCAUAUCAAGGCCCUUGUACCUUUUGUUUUUUAGAUGUAAACUUGAUUUUGUGCUUACAAUUCUGAUGAAUUAACCUGAUGCUUUAUUAUAUAUUGGUGAAGUAUGAUUCCACUAUUUCAACA